Molecule: messenger RNA, 6405 nt
Organism: Xenopus laevis (African clawed frog)
Lineage: Eukaryota; Metazoa; Chordata; Amphibia; Anura; Pipidae
Gene: plxna1.S
Product: plexin A1 S homeolog
Biological process (GO): regulation of cell migration; semaphorin-plexin signaling pathway
Cellular component (GO): plasma membrane; semaphorin receptor complex; membrane
Molecular function (GO): semaphorin receptor activity
Source: RefSeq, marked predicted
UUCAUGCUGAGCGGCUGUUGUACAUUGGAGCGCCGGCAACUCGGGGGACUAGUCGCACCAUGGAAGCGCUCACUGACUCCCGCUACCUUUGCUGGCUGUCUAUCUGGACCGAGUAAAUGAGGCAGUCAACAGGAGUCAACUUGGAAAUAUAACCUCCCUUCCCCCAUUUUAAUUUAUUUUUGGGUGUUUUUUUUAAUUAUUGUUCUAAUUAUUAUUAGGGAAGAUGCUGCUCCAUGCCGGGAAGCCUCUUCUGUUCCAUUUAUGGACUUUUUUAGUUUUGCUUGGUUCCUGGAUUACAACAGGGGAUGGGACUCCCAAAGGCUUCAGGACUUUUACAGGAAGCGACUGGAGCCUGACUCACCUAGUAGUACAUAAUAAAACCGGGGAGGUGUAUUUGGGAGCCAUCAACAGGAUUUACAAACUCUCCAAUAAUUUGACUCUCUUGCGCACCCACGUAACAGGUCCAGUAGAGGACAACGAAAAGUGUUACCCUCCGCCUAGUGUCCAGUCCUGCCCCCAUGGACUUUUCACCACGAAUAAUGUAAACAAGUUGCUACUCGUUGAUUACGCGGAUAACAGAUUAAUAGCAUGUGGGAGCGCCUCACAGGGGAUCUGCCAGUUCCUACGUCUUGAUGAUCUUUUCAAGUUGGGUGAGCCGCACCACCGCAAGGAACAUUACCUUUCCAGUGUGAAUGAGUCUGGGACCAUGUCUGGUGUUAUCAUUGAGGUUCCAAAUGGCCAAAAUAAACUCUUUGUUGGGACUCCUAUUGAUGGAAAGUCAGAAUAUUUCCCCACCCUCUCCAGCCGCAAACUACUGGCCAAUGAAGAAAACGCUGAAAUGUUUAGCUUUGUCUAUCAGGAUGAAUUUGUGUCUUCACAGCUUAAGAUUCCCUCAGAUACCUUGUCCAAAUUCCCUACGUUUGAUAUCUACUAUGUGUACAGUUUCAGCAGCGAGCAGUUUGUGUACUACUUAACUCUCCAGUUGGACACCCAGCUAACAUCACCUGACUCAACAGGGGAGCAGUUCUUUACAUCCAAGAUUGUCCGGCUUUGUGUAGAUGAUCCCAAGUUCUACUCUUACGUAGAGUUUCCUAUUGGUUGCAUGAAGGACGGGGUGGAAUAUAGGUUAAUACAAGAUGCUUAUCUGAGCAAGCCAGGGAAACGCUUGGCUAAGGAGCUGGGCAUCUCUGAAAGAGAAGAUAUUCUUUUCACCGUCUUCUCACAGGGACAGAAGAACCGGAUCAAGCCCCCCAAAGAAUCUGUCCUGUGCCUCUUCACCUUGAAGAAGAUCAAGGAUAAAAUCAAAGAGCGCAUUCAGUCUUGCUACAGAGGCGAUGGGAAACUCUCUCUGCCUUGGCUCUUAAACAAGGAGCUCGGAUGCAUCAAUUCACCUCUUCAGAUCGACGACAAUUUCUGCGGACAGGAUUUUAACCAGCCGCUUGGGGGGACAGUCACCAUAGAAGGGACACCGCUGUUCCUGGACAAAGAAGACGGAAUGACGUCCGUAGCUGCCUAUGAUUAUCGGGGGCACACCGUUGUAUUCGCUGGAACCCGCAGUGGGCGAAUGAAGAAGAUCCUGGUAGACCUGUCUGCCUCCUCCUCUUACAUGGCGCAACAGUACGAGAACGUGGUGGUCCACGAGGGGAAUGCUAUCCUGAGGGACUUGGUAUUGAGCCCUGAUCGGCAGUAUAUCUACGCAAUGACAGAAAAACAGGUUACUCGUGUGCCGGUGGAGAGUUGUGAACAAUAUGAAAGCUGUGACGCUUGCCUUGGCUCUAGGGACCCUCACUGCGGAUGGUGUGUGCUUCAUAACACGUGUUCGAGAAAAGAUAAAUGUGAGCGGGCAGAUGAGUUCCACAGGUUCAGUUCUGACCAGCAUCAGUGUGUCCAGCUCACGGUGCACCCCAAAAAUAUCUCGGUCACCGUGUCCGAGGUUCCGAUGGUUUUACAAGCCUGGAAUGUCCCUGACCUGUCUGCUGGGGUGAACUGCUCUUUUGAGGAUUUUACGGAGAUGGAAGGACGCAUCCUGGAUGGAAAUAUCUACUGCACAUCUCCCUCUGCCAAAGAAGUCAUUCCUAUCACAAGAGGCCAUGGUGACAAAAGGGUUGUAAAACUCUACCUUAAAUCCAAAGAAACUGGGAAGAAGUUUGCAAGUGUGGAUUUUGUCUUCUACAACUGCAGUGUCCAUCAGUCAUGCCUCUCCUGUGUAAAUGGAUCCUUUCCCUGCCACUGGUGCAAAUAUAGACACGUGUGCACCCACAAUGCUGCCGAUUGCUCCUUUCAAGAGGGCCGAGUGAACAUGUCGGAGGACUGCCCACAGAUUCUACCUUCCUCCCAGAUCUACAUCCCUGUUGGGGUAGUGAAGCCCAUCACACUGACUGCCAAGAACCUCCCGCAACCCCAGUCUGGUCAACGUAACUACGAGUGUAUUUUCCAUAUCCCUGGGAGUGUGACUCGGGUCACUGCCUUGCGCUUCAACAGUACCAGCAUCCAGUGCCAGAACACUUCGUAUAACUACGAAGGAAAUGAUGUCAGUGACCUACCUGUCAAUUUAUCCGUGGUCUGGAAUGGGCACUUUGUCAUAGACAACCCCCAAAACAUUCAAGCUCAUCUGUACAAGUGCUCGGCCCUGAGGGAGAGCUGCGGACUUUGCCUUAAAGCCGACCGGAGCUUUGAGUGCGGAUGGUGCGUCAGUGAGAAGAAGUGCACUCUGCGCCAGAAUUGUCCCAUCCUUGAAAACCCUUGGAUGCAUGCCAGUACCACCAAUAGUCGCUGCACCGACCCAAAGAUCACCAAGCUGUUUCCGGAGACAGGCCCCAGGCAGGGUGGAACCCGACUCACCAUCACAGGGGAAAAUCUGGGCUUGAGGUUUGAGGACAUUCACAUUGGAGUAAAGGUUGGGCAGGUCGUGUGUGUCCCCAUUGAGAGCGAGUAUAUCAGUGCCGAGCAGAUUGUCUGUGAAAUUAACGAUGCUGGAAGGACCCGUGUCCACGAGGCACAAGUGGAGGUCUGUGUAAAAGACUGCUCUCAAGAUUACAGGGCCAUUUCACCAAAGUCAUUCACCUUUGUGGUACCCUCCUUUAACCGGGUCACACCUUCUCGGGGUCCUUUGUCUGGUGGCACCUGGAUAUCCAUUGAAGGAAACUAUCUGAAUGCUGGCAGCGAUGUUUCUGUGUAUAUUGGUGGACGUUCCUGCAUGUUUUCAUGGCGAACUGCGAAAGAGAUCCGCUGUAAGACUCCGCAGGGACCGAGCACGGGUAAAGCUGAAAUACAAAUCCACAUUAACCGCGCCACACUGUACAACUCUGAAGUGCAUUACAAUUACACCGAAGAUCCAACCGUGCAAAAGAUAGAACCAGAGUGGAGCAUCGCCAGUGGGGGGACCCCUCUUAUAGUAACUGGGAUGAAUCUGGCGACUAUUAAAGAACCCCAAAUAAGAGCUAAAUAUGGAGAUGUGGAGAAAGAAAAUAACUGCACUGUUUACAAUGACACCACCAUGGUGUGCUUGGCACCCUCCGUUGACAAUCCCUUGAGGAACCCGCCGGAGAAUGGGGACCGUCCCGAUGAGAUAGGUUUCAUAAUGGACAAUGUUCAUGCCCUCCUUAUUGUGAACACUACCAACUUUCUUUACUAUCCAGAUCCUGUGUUUGAGCCUCUGACAGCAUCUGGAAACCUUGAACUGAAGCCCAGCUCUCCUCUUAUAAUCAAGGGUCGGAAUCUCAUUCCAGCAGCCCCAGGGAACUUCAGGCUUAAUUAUACAGUGUUGAUUGGUGACACGCCGUGUGCCCUUACUGUCUCCGAGACCCAGCUCCUGUGCGAGUCUCCGAACCUUACUGGACAGCACAAAGUCACUAUUAAAGCCGGAGGGUUUGAGUACUCACCGGGCACACUGCAGAUUUACUCGGACAGCCUGCUGACCUUGCCUGCCAUUAUAGGCAUUGGAGGAGGUGGUGGUUUGCUGUUGCUCAUUAUAAUCAUCGUGCUCAUUGCCUACAAGAGGAAAUCACGGGAUGCCGACCGCACCCUGAAACGGCUGCAGCUGCAAAUGGACAAUCUGGAAUCCCGCGUGGCACUGGAGUGCAAAGAAGCCUUUGCAGAGCUGCAGACUGACAUCCACGAGCUGACCAAUGACCUCGAUGGGGCUGGAAUUCCUUUCCUGGAUUACCGUAUUUACGCCAUGCGAGUUCUUUUCCCCGGAAUAGAAGAUCAUCCUGUCCUGAAAGAAAUGGAGGUACAAGCCAACGUGGAGAAGUCCCUGACGCUUUUUGGGCAGCUCCUGACAAAGAAGCACUUCCUUCUGACCUUCAUUCGCACUCUGGAGGCCCAGAGGAGCUUCUCCAUGAGAGACAGGGGUAACGUGGCUUCGCUGAUCAUGACGGCGUUGCAGGGGGAAAUGGAAUACGCCACCGGCGUUCUCAAGCAGCUUCUCUCCGACCUUAUUGAGAAGAAUCUUGAAAGUAAAAACCACCCCAAGCUGCUGCUGAGGAGGACAGAGUCUGUGGCUGAGAAGAUGCUGACAAACUGGUUCACGUUCCUCCUCUACAAGUUCUUAAAGGAAUGUGCUGGUGAGCCACUCUUCAUGUUGUACUGUGCCAUCAAGCAACAGAUGGAGAAAGGACCUAUAGAUGCCAUCACAGGAGAAGCCCGCUACUCGUUGAGCGAGGACAAGCUGAUCCGUCAGCAGAUCGACUACAAGACACUGACCAUGAACUGUGUAAAUCCUGAGAAUGAAAAUGCCCCAGAAAUCCCCGUCAAGGUGCUGAACUGCGACACCAUAACCCAAGUGAAGGAGAAACUGCUUGAUGCUGUGUAUAAAGGUGUUCCUUACUCCCAGCGACCCAAAACAGGAGACAUGGACCUGGAGUGGCGCCAGGGUAGGAUUGCACGCAUUAUUCUGCAAGAUGAGGAUGUGACGACCAAAAUAGAUAAUGACUGGAAACGACUCAACACAUUGGCACAUUAUCAGGUGACGGAUGGGUCUUCGGUUGCACUGGUGCCCAAACAGAAUUCUGCCUACAACAUCUCAAACUCAUCAACGUUUACAAAGUCUCUGAGCAGAUAUGAGAGUAUGUUACGGACAGCAUCAAGCCCAGACAGCCUGAGGUCCCGCACCCCAAUGAUCACCCCUGACCUGGAGAGUGGAACCAAACUCUGGCACCUGGUGAAAAACCACGACCACCUAGAUCAGCGGGAGGGCGACAGAGGUAGCAAGAUGGUGUCAGAGAUUUACCUCACUCGCCUGUUGGCCACAAAGGGAACUCUCCAGAAGUUUGUGGAUGAUCUCUUUGAGACAAUCUUCAGCACGGCACAUCGCGGAAGCGCGCUCCCUCUCGCCAUUAAAUACAUGUUUGAUUUUCUGGACGAGCAGGCGGACAAGCAUCAGAUUACCGACUAUGAUGUGCGCCAUACAUGGAAAAGUAACUGUUUGCCACUGAGAUUCUGGGUGAACGUCAUUAAAAAUCCACAGUUUGUGUUUGACAUUCAUAAGAACAGCAUCACGGACGCCUGCCUUUCUGUGGUAGCCCAGACGUUCAUGGAUUCUUGUUCCACGUCAGAACAUAAGCUGGGCAAGGACUCCCCAAGUAACAAGCUGCUGUAUGCCAAGGACAUACCCAAUUACAAGAGUUGGGUGGAGAGGUAUUAUGCAGAUAUUGCCAAAAUGCCGGUUAUCUCAGACCAGGAUAUGAGUGCAUACCUAGCCGAACAAUCACGGUUACACCUGAGCCAGUUCAACAGCAUGAGUGCCCUGCAUGAGAUUUACUCCUAUAUCACAAAAUACAGAGACGAGAUUUUAACUGCAUUGGAAAAAGAUGAACAAGCAAGGAGGCAGCGGCUACGAAGUAAACUGGAACAGGUCAUCGACACAAUGGCGCAGAGUAGUUGAAGUCCAUGUUCUCUGCUUUACUUGGUCCCCCAAUGGCUACCGAGGGAAUCUUACAGACUCACUACAAAUGCUCAUGGCUACGAACUUCAGAAACUUCCAUGAGAGAACGAACAAAUCCACGUGCGAGUGUGUGUAUAUAUAUAAAUAUAUAUACAUAUAAAGACUUUAGAAAACAUUUCAAAGAAUGACUUAGAAACCUUUAUAAAAUAAACACUUUUAAGGGACUCAAAUUUCAAUACAAAAUUAAAAUAGAGAUUUAAAACAAUGGGAGCUGCUUGAACGUUCCAGGGAAGAGACAGUACGCCUGGCCACGUGACAUCCACGGAUUAUGUGAUCGACUGGAAGUCGUUAACCACUGAGGAAAACGGAUUUCCUUUCAUCUUGUCUCCCCCUUAAAAAUCCCCGGGCUACUCUCAAACCCUAAACAACCUCUCUCUUUGGCUUUCAGCCACUAGUGUUAAUGCUACAUUUGCACAAUUUACUGAAAUUCUUGGGUUUUUUAAAGAAAUGAAAAAAAAAAA